AUGUCGGCUCCCAGUCAUCCUUCCCAACAAGCAACGGAGCCCUGGUCGAGCGACAACAACCAGCCCCCACCCUCCGACCAGUGGUCGACGAGCGAGCAUGGCGUCGCUGAAACCGUCGAAGCGGUCGAGAACGUCAUCAUCGCCGACGACAGCAAGCCGCUGCCUCCUCUCCCGCCCCUCCCUCCUCCUCCGGCUCUAUCCUCCAUUCCGCCUGUGCCGCCACCACCGCCCAACCGCAACUCCUCUCUCAGUCCGACAGAGCCCAUCCUCAUCCUCCCCGAACCAUCCCUCUCCCCACCCAGCACCGUCCCCCGCACGCCGCUCCCGCCCCUACCGAGCGUGAAGGCAGCAAUCCCAGCAGCGAUGUGCGAGGCGCCCGCGUUCCUCCCGCCCCCGUCUCCGUCGCCUGACGAGUACAACUACCCCGCUACACCGCCCGCCUCUGCUGAGACACACGAAACGACUGACGCGAGUGGAGUGGGUGAAGGGAAAGGGGCGCAAGGUGGAUCGGGUGGCGGUGCGAAAGACACGGACAGGGAGCAGAUGGAGGCGCAGAUGCGGAAACUGAGGGAGGAGAUUGCGGCGCUCCAGCGGGAUCUGGAGGGCGUGCGAUGA
This is a messenger RNA of Trichosporon asahii var. asahii CBS 2479, 615 nucleotides long. RefSeq lists its product as uncharacterized. The transcript has a single exon. NCBI's taxonomy places the organism in Eukaryota, Fungi, Basidiomycota, Tremellomycetes, Trichosporonales, Trichosporonaceae. The record is from RefSeq and is a predicted model, not a curated record. The coding region runs from base 1 to 615 and encodes 204 amino acids.